This is a messenger RNA of Nerophis lumbriciformis (worm pipefish), 1996 nucleotides long. RefSeq names its product occludin a (gene oclna). Gene Ontology annotation, cellular component: bicellular tight junction; apical plasma membrane; cytoplasmic vesicle. The record is from RefSeq and is a predicted model, not a curated record. Lineage: Eukaryota; Metazoa; Chordata; Actinopteri; Syngnathiformes; Syngnathidae. Gene Ontology annotation, biological process: bicellular tight junction assembly.
AGCACUUCCGGUGUGGGGCGGUAAGGAGACACCUGUGAGGGGGCGUGGCCAAGCAGAUGCGCUGGUCCUGCUCGUCAAGGUGUGGUCCUUCACUUGUUUAUCGCGCUCAGCAGCACUUCCAGGAGCACACGAAAGAAGUCGUCCACUAAGUAGCAUCAGAAAUGUCCGGCAGGCCCAACGGGAGCCCGCCGCCAUACGAGCCCAAUGGCUACAGCCACCCCCCCGCUCAGCCCGCGUACUCCUACUACCCGGAUGACGAGUUCCAGCACUUCUACCGCUGGACGUCGCCGCCGGGCAUCCUGAAGAUCAUGUCCAUCAUCGGCAUCGUGCUGUGCGUCGCCAUCUUCGCCUGCGUGGCGUCCACCUUGGCGUGGGACUCCCAGCGGGCGAUGUCCGGCUUCGGCGGAGGUAUCGGCGGAGGGACCGGCGGAGGCUUCGGCGGCGGGGGAUUCGGCGGCGGAGGAUUCGGCGGCGGCGGCAGCUUUGGCGGGGGAUUCGGGGCUGGGAACAACUACGGCUACGGGGGAAUAGGCGGGAACUACAACGACCCCCGCUCGGCCAAGGGCUUCAUCAUCGCCAUGGCGGCCAUCACCUUCAUCGCCACACUGGCCAUCUUCAUCAUCAUCGUGUCCCACCAAAGCAUAUCAGAAAGCAGGAAGUUCUACCUGGCCGUCAUCAUCAUCUGCGCCAUCUUGGCUCUGCUGAUGCUGAUCGCCACCAUCUGUUACCUGGUGGCGGUCAACCCCACGGCGCAGUCCCAAGGCUCCGCCUACGGCAGCCAGAUCGCCGCCCUGUGCGCGCCAUUCCAGCAGACGCAGACUUCGGGCGUCUUCGUCAACCAGUUCCUGUACCACUACUGCGUGGUGGAGCCGCAGGAGGCCGUCGCCGUGGUCUUCGGCUUCCUGGUGGUCGCCGCCCUCAUCAUCAUGCUGGUGUUUGCGGUGAAGACGCGCAAGAAGCUCAUCAACUACGGGAAGAGCAACAUCCUGUGGAAGCGCGUCAAGAUGGUGGACGAUGCUGAGCCGCCGCAGGACGUGGAGGCCUGGGUCAACAACGUGUCCGUCCCGCCUCAGGAGCUGCCCAUGUCCGACUACCCCGAGAACAUGAGAAGCUCCAGGAACCACCUGGACGACGAGAGCACCAACUACAGCAAGCCUCACUACAACUACACGCCCCCACCCGUGGAGGACGAGCGACCUCUUAACAACGCUCCUUACGGCGCCAACUCCGAGGUUCCCAGCUCGGCCGGCAGAACCAACAGGCGGCGCCCGGGUCGUGACCCCGACGCCGACUACGCCUCCUCAGGAGACGAGCUGGACGACGACGACAACGACUUCUACAGUGAGUUCCCCGCCAUCGCCAACGAGCCGCAGCGUAACGACUACAAGCGCGAGUUCGACCGCGACCACCAGGAGUACAAGGACCUGCAGGCGGAGCUGGACGCCAUCAACAAGAGGCUGUCUGACGUGGACCGAGAACUGUACGACCUGCCCGAGGGCAGCCCCCAGUACCUGGACGCUCUUGACGAGUACAACAGGAUCAAGGACUUGAAAAAGUCGGCAGAUUAUCGCGGCAGGAAGCGACGCAGCAAAUACUUGAAGGCCAAACUGAGCCACAUCAAGAAGAUGGUGAGCGACUACGACCGCCGAGCCUGAGACGCCCCGACUACACGCACCUGUUGUCACUGCAGGUGAUCUUAUGACAUCAUGGUAUGACAUCAUGGUAUGACAGCUGUCAGUGGCACACAGAACAAACAGUGUACAUAUUUAGCCUGCAACAAAGAACUAUUCUUAUAUCAACCCAAUAAGCUCCGUUUUUAAAUGUUUUUAAUCUUUUAAUGCACAUUUUUACCAACAUGUAUAAAACACUUUUUUUUUUUUUUUUUAGCGUUCCUUAGCUGUUUUUGUGUGUAUUUUAGGAGGGUUUUUAUGACACGGUUGUGUAUCUUUACCAUGAUUUGUCUGACAACAAUAAUAAAUUGUCCUCUCAACACUUA